This is a messenger RNA of Aspergillus steynii IBT 23096, 1664 nucleotides long. RefSeq names its product amidase. The record is from RefSeq and is a predicted model, not a curated record. NCBI's taxonomy places the organism in Eukaryota, Fungi, Ascomycota, Eurotiomycetes, Eurotiales, Aspergillaceae. The transcript has 5 exons. The coding region runs from base 1 to 1650 and encodes 549 amino acids.
AUGGGAGACUCGGGCACAUCCAACGUCUGGCAGGAAAAGGUCUCCUGGGCACAAUCCAAGCGCGAUGCCUCCCUCGCAAAGGUCGAGCCCCAGCUCCAAGGCCUACCGAGCCCCCUGCCUCCGAAUUCACAGGAACUGCCUAAAUCCGUCCUUACGACCCGAGAACUCGAAAUCACAGAGAACUACUCCGUCACGGAACUGCUGGAUAUCCUUCGCCAGCGGAAAAUCUCCGUGGAAGAAGUAACGAGGGCGUUUCUGCGCCGUGCAGCCGUAGCCCAGAUCGCGACAAACUGUCUCACAGAACUCCUCUGGGACGAGGCCAUCGCGCGCGCAAAGCACCUCGACGCUCUCCCCGAGCCCACGGGCAUGCUCUUCGGGCUCCCCAUCUCUGUCAAGGAGCACCAUGGCAUGGUCGGACCCAACGUCACCACCUCGGUGUCGUUCGUCUCGUGGAUCGGCAAGGAGCACGGGUCCAAUCUGCUGCUGGAUACCUUCUGGGCGGAGGGAUGCGUCUUCUACGCCCGCACCACCCAGCCCCAGAGCCUCAUGCAUCUGGAGACGAAUAGUAACGUCUACGGCCGGACCGUGAACCCGUAUAAUCGCGAUCUCACCUGCGGGGGGAGCAGCGGAGGCGAAGCGGCGCUGCUGGGUAUGCGCGGGAGUAUCUUCGGCAUUGGGGGUGAUAUCGGCGGCAGCAUUCGUUGUCCAGCAGCUCAUGUUGGCGUCUACGGGUUCAAACCAACCACCAAACGCAUCUCCGCCACCGGCCAACUCAGCGCCAUGGUCGGCAAAGAAACCAUCCUCUCCACCGUCGGCCCCAUGGCCGUCGACCGCGCCUCCCUGUCCCUCUUCAUGAACGUCGCCUUGUCCGCGCAACCCUGGCGCCAGGACCCCUCCCUCACCAUCAAGCCCUGGACGCCGUACACCUUCACCCGACCGCUCAAGAUCGCCGUGCAGUGGUGGGACGGCGUGGUGCGGCCGCAUCCGCCCAUGGCGCGCGCGCUGCGCGAAGUCGCCGCCGCCUGCAGAAAUGCCGGCAUGGAGGUCGUGGACUGGGACUCCGAGGCGCUGGACCAUCGGCGCGGGUGGGAGAUUCUGUCGAAGCUGUACUGGCCCGAUGGCGGACGUGAGGUCAUGGGGUUGUUGGAGGAGAGUGGGGAGCCGGUACUGCCGCUGACGAGGUUCAUUAUUGAAGAGCAGGGCGUGAGGGAUUUGUCGAUGCAUGAGCUUUGGGAGUUCUGCGCCCAACGCGACGCCUACCGCGCCAUGUACGCCCAAGCCUGGACGGCCACCGCCACGGCCACCGCACCAAGCAGUGGCUCCUCCGAAGUCGACGUGAUCCUGUGCGCGCCGUCGUUCGGCGCCGCCACGCCGCACGACCGGUCGCGCUACUGGGGAUACACGGCGCACUGGAACCUGCUGGACUACCCGGGCGCCGUGUUCCCCGUGACGACGGUGGAUGCGGCCAAGGACCCCGUCGACGCGACGUACGUGCCGCGGAACGAGGAGGACCGGUUCGUGCAUGAGAUGUACGCGCCGGAGAGGUAUGUUGAUGCGCCGGUCAGUUUGCAGGUGGUUGGAAGGAGGCAGGAGGAUGAGAAGGUGUUGGCGGCGUUGGGGGAGAUUGAGAGGGCGAUGGGGAGGGGGUGAGAUUAGUAGAUUUG